Molecule: messenger RNA, 1829 nt
Organism: Eutrema salsugineum
Lineage: Eukaryota; Viridiplantae; Streptophyta; Magnoliopsida; Brassicales; Brassicaceae
Product: cytochrome P450 72A15
Exons: 5
Coding region: 114-1646 (510 amino acids)
Molecular function (GO): heme binding; iron ion binding; oxidoreductase activity, acting on paired donors, with incorporation or reduction of molecular oxygen
Source: RefSeq, a predicted model, not a curated record
GUGAUAUCAUCACAACACCAAUAUCUUCACCGAAAUUCUCAGUAUUUAAAUUCCGAUAAUGUUAGCAGAUUAAGCAACUCUCUAUCUCUUCUCUCUUUUCUCUGGACGAGAAAAUGGAGUUAUCAUCAGUGACAGUUUCAAUAGCUAUAGCUGUUGUGUCGUGGUGGAUAUGGAGAAUUUUGAAGUGGGUUUGGUUCAAACCAAAGAUGCUUGAGAGUUACCUGAGAAGACAAGGUCUUUCCGGAACUCCUUACACGCCUCUCGUCGGAGAUUUGAAGAGGAAUUUCAGCAUGUUGACGGAGGCAAGAUCCAAACCCAUCAAACUAACGGAUGAUAUUACACCACGUGUCGUGCCUUAUCCCUUGCAAAUGCUCAAGACUCACGGAAGGACAUUCUUUUCAUGGCUUGGACCUAUACCAACCAUCACCAUAAUGGAUCCUGAGCAAAUCAAGGAAGUGUUUAACAAAGUUUAUGAUUUCCAGAAACCGCAUACAUUCCCAUUAGGCAAAUUGAUAGCCACUGGACUCGCUAACUAUGAUGGUGAUAAAUGGGCGAAACACCGGAGAAUCAUCAACCCGGCUUUCCACCUUGAAAAGAUCAAGAAUAUGGUACCUGCUUUCCACCAGAGCUGCAGCGAGGUCGUAGGCAAAUGGGACAAGUUAGUCUCGGAUAAAGGGUCCUCAUGUGAGGUGGAUGUUUGGCCUUGGCUUGUGAGUAUGACUGCAGAUGUGAUCUCCCGUACUGCUUUUGGCAGCAGCUACAAAGAAGGGCAGAGGAUAUUUGAGCUCCAAGCAGAACUAGCACAGCUCAUCAUACAAGCUUUUCGGAAAGCUUUCAUCCCUGGAUAUAUUUAUCUCCCAACAAAGGGUAAUAGACGGAUGAAAGCAGCAGCCAGAGAAAUCCAAAUUAUACUGAGAGGGAUUGUAAACAAAAGGUUAACGGCGAGAGAAGCUGGAGAAGCACCAAACGACGAUUUGCUGGGUAUACUUCUUGAAUCGAAUUUGGGGCAAGCCAAAGGAAAUGGAAUGAGCACUGAGGAAGUGAUGGAGGAGUGCAAGCUGUUCUACUUCGCCGGGCAGGAGACAACUUCAGUACUUCUGGUCUGGACAAUGGUUUUGUUAAGCCAACACCAAGACUGGCAGGCUCGUGCACGAGAAGAAGUGAAGCAAGUUUUUGGUGACAAAGAACCGGAUGCAGAAGGCCUUAACCAGCUCAAAGUUAUGACGAUGAUAUUAUACGAGGUCCUUAGGCUAUAUCCUCCGGUAACACAGGUGACACGAGCCAUUCACAAAGAGAUGAAGUUAGGCGACCUGACACUACCAGGCGGUGUUCAGAUUAGUCUACCUAUUCUGCUAGUCCAACGUGACACGGAGCUAUGGGGCGACGAUGCUGCAGAGUUCAAGCCUGAGAGGUUCAAAGAAGGUCUCUCAAAGGCGACAAAGAGCCAAGUCUCCUUCUUUCCUUUUACGUGGGGACCGAGGAUAUGCAUUGGCCAGAAUUUUGCCAUAUUGGAGGCAAAGAUGGCGAUGGCACUGAUUCUACAGAGAUUCUCCUUCGAGCUUUCCCCUUCCUAUGUUCAUGCGCCUUACCCAGUCAUCACAAUUCAUCCACAGUUCGGUGCUCAGCUUAUCCUACACAAGCUCUAGUCCUAUUACCCCUUGUGUUGUUGUCAGAUAAACUUGUAAUACACAGAUGAAACAAGUCUGUAUCAUAAUACAAAACUCAAAUCUUUAUUCUAUUCAGAACUAGCAAUCUCACAGAUUAAAACCCUUGGAGCAGUGAUUCUCACAGAACAAAUCUCUAUUGCGAAACUAAAGACUCAAUUUUUU